UAAUUGAGGGACCGUCACUUCCCCGAGUUUGCGAAACGCGCAUUUCAAGAAUUAGAAGAGACUUUAGUUGUAAAAUGGGUGGUUACAGAGCGUUUGGCGGCUAUGUGUGUUUCCUACUUGUCGCAGUACUUAAAGCGGUUUACGGAGACAUCACGGACGGCAACGCAGAGCACCUGAAACGAGAACACUCCUUGAUGAAACCCUAUCAAGGCGUGGGAAGCAGCCCGUCCAGCCAGUGGGACUUUUCGGGGAGUACAUUAGUGACCAGCUCGUAUGUCCGACUCACUCCGGAUGAGAGAAGCAAGCAAGGAUCCAUCUGGAAUACUGUGCCGUGCUAUUUAAAAGACUGGGAGAUGCACGUCCACUUUAAAAUCCAUGGGCUGGGCAAGAAGAACCUCCAUGGUGACGGAAUCGCUCUCUGGUACACAAAAGACAGACUGAAUCCAGGCUCAGUGUUUGGGAACCAGGAUAAGUUUCUGGGCCUGUCCAUCUUUCUCGACACCUUCCGCAACGACCUCCAAGGAAUGGACCGUUCCUUCCCAUACAUAUCGGCGAUGGUGAACAACGGCUCCGUGAGUUAUGACCACGGCAGAGACGGGCGCGCUUCAGAGCUGGGAGGUUGCUCGGCCGAGAUCCGCAACCGAGAUUUCGACACUUACCUCGCCAUCCGCUACUCCAAAGGGAGACUCACUGUGAUGAUGGAUAUAGACGACAAGAACGAGUGGAAGGAAUGCAUAGACAUCGGGGGCGUUCGUCUUCCCACGGGAUAUUUCUUCGGCGCCUCGGCAGCUACUGGGGAUCUGUCUGACAACCAUGACAUCAUCUCGAUGAAGCUUUAUCAGCUGAUGGUGGAGCACACGCCGGAGGAGGAGAAUCUGGACUGGACCAAGAUCGAGCCAAGUGUCAGUCUGCUCAAGUCGCCCAAAGACAAUAUUGACGAUCCAACGGGCAAUUUCCGUGGCACACCGUUGACUGGCUGGAAGGUGUUCCUUCUGCUGCUUUGUGCGCUGCUGGGCAUCGUGGUGUGCGGCGUGGUGGGUGCCGUCGUCUUCCAACAGCGGCAGGAGCGAAACAAGAGGUUCUACUGAGUACCCGCUUCAGGAAGGAGUUAGAAAAACCCAACUUGGAUGUCUGUGUUGGUGGUGGACUGUUGAAGCACAUUUUAAUGUGAAUCUUGUUUUACUUUUAAAGAUUGUACAGAUAUCGCGGAUAGGAAGCACUGCCUUUUUUUCCCCCGCUGGCUGUCUUGCUGCCACUUAAAAAUGGCGUCCUGUUAGCCAGAGCAACAGCACAACCUGCAGCGCUGGCUUUUUUUUGUUUUGUUUUGUUAGUUUUUAUAAUAUAUACACACACUCAUGUGUUUGACAGAUUAUUAGGGCUACACAAAGACAAAAAAUAGGAUUACGGGAUUACAAUCGUAACAUUACGAGAAAAUAGUCAUACAUUGUUAUAAAACGAGAAGAAAUACGUAAUAUUACGAGAUUAAAGUCGUAAUAUUACGGCUUUUUUCCUUGUAGGACCUCUCUUCAUGGCAAACGGAGUAGAGGUGGGUUUUAAAUGUCCAUGACACAUAAAAUUGCCUUUAAAUGUGUUAAAAAUUGUCCUGAUGGCAAAAAGCGCAUUGACAACAAUGUGGUGAAUGAGCAGUUUAGCUCUUUUUUUGAUGAUGAUGUUGCUCCUUUUAAAGGCCCGGAAAACAAUACAGCCUUCGAACAUGGUUUAAAAUAAGAUGAGAGCAGUAAAAAAUAAUAUUUAAUGUCCUUAUUAUGACAUCUGCCUUUACCGUUAUGAGCUGAAGUGGCUGUCUUUACCGUUCAGUUGAAGUAACUACCACUAUAUGAAUUGAGUACUGACAAUCUAGAACGAGAUUUAAAUGAGCAGAUCAUUUUUUCAAAGGUUCACAAAGUAGUCUUGGGUUUACAAAUCAUAGGUUAUAAACUUGCGCAAUUUUCACUUGAAUUAAUAAAGAUAUGAGAACUGCUAUCCUCAAAUUUCAUUUAUGUUUUGACGAAAAGUGUGCUGAAAUGAAAAGUUACUAAAUUGUACGCUGGAUUUGUUUAGUAGGUUUGAUAUGGUAAUCAAAAAUGUGAAAUGUAUGAACAUCUUUUUCAAGUGCUUUUGGAAGGUUUUUUUUUUUUUUUUUUUUUUUUUUUAAUUAAGGCAACGUUUCCCCCUAU
Corythoichthys intestinalis (scribbled pipefish) is the source of this 2177-nucleotide messenger RNA. RefSeq names its product lectin, mannose-binding 2 (gene lman2). NCBI's taxonomy places the organism in Eukaryota, Metazoa, Chordata, Actinopteri, Syngnathiformes, Syngnathidae. Gene Ontology annotation, molecular function: D-mannose binding. The record is from RefSeq and is a predicted model, not a curated record. Bases 75 to 1088 code for a protein of 337 amino acids. Gene Ontology annotation, biological process: endoplasmic reticulum to Golgi vesicle-mediated transport. Gene Ontology annotation, cellular component: COPII-coated ER to Golgi transport vesicle; endoplasmic reticulum-Golgi intermediate compartment; endoplasmic reticulum membrane. The transcript is spliced from 8 exons.